AUGCAGAAUCUUCCCAACGAGCUCAUCGCUCAUAUCCUCAGCUUCCUCGACUCUGAACCUGAUUUACAACGACGCAUUUAUCAAGACCCUGGCAAGCUUUCAAGACCUGUAUCGUCUGGACCGGAUACGCCCCUCAAGAAUGCUUCAUUAGUAUGUCGGCUUUGGAGAACUUCUGUGAUAACUUCUUUGUUUCGCCAUGUCGUCUGGUCGUUUUGGCGUUUCUAUAAACCAGUCGCACAAGACAUCGCAUCCGAGAUCGAGGUUCUGAGUUUCAUACGGCGCAAUAACUUGGCAUCAAUCGCCGAGAGCUUUACUAUAUUGAUUGAUAUUCCUCGGGGAUCGGGACAGAACCGAUAUGCCGACGAUCAAUGCUGGGGAGUCUUACCUCCUGCGGUGAAUCAGCCAGAGAGGCCCGUGUCUUGGAAUCUCAUGUGGUCUGUCCUGGAGAAUCAGCAUAACAACGAACUUGCCAGCACAAGAAGCGACGAGGAUAGAGCGCGGACUCAUUGGGAUAACAACUGGCUUUGGCAUACCAUAUUCGACGUUAUAGACCCCUUGCGCGUCACCUUGGUCAGCUCGAUAGACAUCCUCGCCUCGCUUCUGAGUCGAACCGUCGACUUGUCGAGUUACUGGGCUUUCAACAGUUCCUAUUAUGUCAUAUCGUUAUCACGACCAUCUCACAGUAUCGAGCAAAAGAAAAGAUCAGAUCUAUUACCGUCGCAGCUUUCUGGCCUACGAAACCGCAUCCCUUGCGACCUAUUUCACAUCAGAGACUGGACUUCGCUUCUUAUCAACGAAGGCUCUUUCGCGCCUGUCUAUUCGACAUAUGAAUUCUUUCACUAUUCAGCAGCAACUCUCCUCCCUGCCAUAUUUGACGCCUCAGAUCCUUCAUUCAAUGUCAUUUGCGAAAACCUCAAGUCCUUUUCCUACAUCGCCACGUUCCCCCUCUCUCACCACAUUUCCGACUUUCUUAUCCCUAACUGUCCACCUGUCGAACACCUUUAUGUGCAGCUCAUGCCCAAGAAUCGCGACUUUUGGGAGAGCAGUAGCCUUGCAAGAGUAAAUCUUUCCGAUCUAUGGCUUGAGUGCGAUACCUCGUACGCUCUAUUGGUGCGUCAGAUGUUAGAACCUAUCCCGCAGCAAGGCUGGCAAAAGCUGAGAAUGUUUGAAACGGGCGACACGCCAGCAGAGGGUGUUUGGGGGAUGAACUCAUAUGAUGCGCAUAUCAACGGCGCAAAUGGGUGGAAGGAAGAGCGUGGGGGCGUUUUCGUGAAGGACAUCUCCCAGAGCAAUAGUGAGGAACAAACUGUGGAAGAUGGAGCGCAAGUAUAG
Fusarium coffeatum is the source of this 1332-nucleotide messenger RNA. RefSeq lists its product as uncharacterized. NCBI's taxonomy places the organism in Eukaryota, Fungi, Ascomycota, Sordariomycetes, Hypocreales, Nectriaceae. The record is from RefSeq and is a predicted model, not a curated record. Gene Ontology annotation, molecular function: protein binding. The transcript has a single exon. The coding region runs from base 1 to 1332 and encodes 443 amino acids.